Messenger RNA from Solea senegalensis (Senegalese sole), 1489 nucleotides. Its product is annotated as trace amine-associated receptor 1-like. The record is from RefSeq and is a predicted model, not a curated record. NCBI's taxonomy places the organism in Eukaryota, Metazoa, Chordata, Actinopteri, Pleuronectiformes, Soleidae. The transcript is spliced from 2 exons. Gene Ontology annotation, biological process: adenylate cyclase-activating adrenergic receptor signaling pathway. Bases 78 to 1079 code for a protein of 333 amino acids. Gene Ontology annotation, cellular component: membrane. Gene Ontology annotation, molecular function: G protein-coupled receptor activity.
GAACACUUGCAUCCAGACUAAAGAUGCACAACACUGUCAUUGCAGGGAUGAUGAGGUGUUAGUAGACAUAAAGAAGCAUGGACGCAGAGCUGACACUAAACAGCACUUUACCCGUCGAUGACCUACAUCCCUGCUAUGAAUCAACUAAUACAAGCUAUGUUUUUGCAAGUGACCCUUCCCUAACUUGUGUUUUGGUGUAUAUAUUCCUUGGCUUGUUAUCUGUCGCAACAAUAUGUGGAAACCUACUAGUUAUCAUAUCCAUCAUUUACUUCAAACAGCUGCACACUCCUACUAAUUACCUUAUCCUCUCCCUGGCCGUGGCCGACCUGCUCGUUGGCGUCCUUGUCUUUCCUUUCAGCAUGACAUUCACUGUCAGCUCAUGUCUGUUUCACCAGGACUUUAUGUGCCAAAUCCGAGACUGCUUUGAUGCAUCACUGUGCACUGCUUCUAUUCUGCACUUGUGUUGCAUUUCUAUAGACCGAUAUUAUGCAGUGUGCCAGCCGCUGACUUAUAAAGUUAAAAUAAACGUUUGUGUCGCAGCAGUUAUGAUCCUGGUGACCUGGGGCACCUCUGCUUUAAUAGGGAUCUGUAUAAUAAUCGCAGGAUUCAGCCAAGGAACAUGUGAGGAAACGUGCUCCGUUGAUGUUGCGAUGGCAAAUACGAUGGGACCCAUUUUCUCCUUCUACCUGCCAGCGAUCAUAAUGCUCGCUAUUUACUUUAAGAUUUUCCUUGUUGCUCAGCAACAGCUGAAAAGCAUCCAGAACACAACAUUUCAGAGCUCAAGUUCUAGAGCAGCUGUGAGUAAGAUGGAGAAGAAGGCCACAAAAACUCUUGCUACAGUCAUGGGGGUUUUUCUUUUAUGUAUGAUUCCUUACUUUCUGUGCAUCGUCUUUCAGCCGUUGGCCUAUUAUCCCCCACCCAUCCCACUGAUUGAGACUCUCAACUGGCUCGCAUUGUCCAACUCAAUGCUGAAUCCACUGAUUUAUGCUUUCUUUUAUAGCUGGUUCAGAUCAGCAUUCAGAAUUAUUAUUUCUGGAAAAAUAUUCAAAGGUGAUUUUGUUAAUUCCAACUUGUUUUAGAUAGAUUGAAAGUGAAAAUAAAGUUUGGAACAACUGAUAAUUACUUUGCCAUUGAACACAUGUAAACUAUAGUUUGUAUUAUAUAUAUAGUUUUGGGAGUUAAACUAUGGAAUGAAUGGAAUAUGAUUAAUUGUAUUCGUCUCUGUGGAGUUUUGAUAAAGCUUAAAAACGUAAAACAUCAAGGAUCUAUCUAAUUGUUAGGAGAGGUAACAAAAAAUAAGCAAUGGGCCUCAGUUUAUUACUUUUUUAUUUUGGUUAGUGAUUGUGUUGGAUUAUAUUGUGUGAAAUGGAAUUUUGUAAAUAUGUGUAAUAUGUAUUUUAUUUCUGUCAGUUGCAUAUUCACACACAUUGUUAGUGAAUUGACAUUGUGAGACACUGAGCAGCCUUAGGAAAUAUACUUGAGUCACUGA